AUGAGCUCAACCUAUCAAGUCGGAGAUGUAUCCAAGCUCUUCGGAACCAGCAAUGAUGAAGAAGCCUCAUCAUCAUCGCUCAUUGUUGUACCUAAUCAACCAAAGAAAACUGAAGAUGAUGAUUUUAUAUCGAACCUGAAAAAGAGAGCAAUCGAUAAUGAAGACCAAGAUGAUGAUGAUUCUGCUUCUUCCGAUAAAGAAACAAAGAAAAAGCCAAAGAAGAAAAAAACAAAAGUUGAGCCAAGUAAGAAAAAGAGAAAGGAAGAGAAGCGAAAAGAAAAGGAAGAAUCUGAAGAGUCCGACAAUGAAGAAGAAAACCAAACUGAGCAAAAAACCAAAUAUGAUGCAAGAGAGGGUGAAAUAGAGAUAGAAGACGAGAUCCAUGACUCAGAAAAAGAAGAUAAGGAUGAUGAUACAUUCAAAUCAAAGAGAAAAAGAUUAACCAAGAAGGAAAAGAAAGAAAUAAGAAAAAAGGAUGACAAUACUGUAUUUGUUUCUAAUUUUCCAAUUCCUCUUGAAGAUAAGAAUUUGAAAAAGUCCAAACAAUUAGUCACAAAAUUAUUUUCAGUAUAUGGUACCAUUGAAAGCGUUCGAUUUAGAUCUCUGUGCUAUGAAAAAUCAAAAAUUCCUACUAGAAAAGGCCACUUGGCUUCUGGUUUGAGAACUAAAGAUUAUGGAAAUGUAUAUAUUCACUUUGAAGAGAUGAAUACACCCAUGGAAAAGAUCAUUUCUGAUUUGAAUGGUAAAAUUCUAAAUGGAAGACAUCUCAAUGUUGAUGAUGCAAAUCAUACCUCAAUUACCAAAGAAGAUAAGGAACGUUCCGUUUUCAUUCAAAAUUUGCCAUUUGAAAUUGACGAUGAAGAAAUUUGGGAAACCAUUGGAAGUGAAUUUCCAAUUUAUAGGAUUCGUAUUGUGAGAGAUCCAAUCUCUGGUAAAUGCAAAGGCUUUGGCUAUGUUCAAUUUAAAGACAAGGAAACUGCAGAAACUCUCUUGAAAACUAUGAAAUCAAGAAAACCACACAUUAUCCAAGGUAGAAAGUUGGAAAUAUUAAAAUGCAAAGUUUAA
Molecule: messenger RNA, 1065 nt
Organism: Naegleria fowleri
Lineage: Eukaryota; Heterolobosea; Eutetramitea; Acrasida; Naegleriidae
Exons: 1
Coding region: 1-1065 (354 amino acids)
Molecular function (GO): RNA binding
Source: RefSeq, a predicted model, not a curated record